This is a messenger RNA of Westerdykella ornata, 823 nucleotides long. RefSeq lists its product as uncharacterized. The record is from RefSeq and is a predicted model, not a curated record. Bases 217 to 669 code for a protein of 150 amino acids. The transcript has a single exon. Lineage: Eukaryota; Fungi; Ascomycota; Dothideomycetes; Pleosporales; Sporormiaceae.
AUCUCAAGUACUUCUAGAUGAAUACAGCAAUUGCGCUUCUUGCAGACAUACUGCCUCUGUUCACAUCCGACUGAACACACCCCCGCACUUCCUCUGUGCUGCCCUUUUCUACAUCCAAGUCAACUGUUUGCAAGUGCAGCAAAUUCAUAGAUUUUGCAAUUAGCUUUAAAGCGCCUCUAUCUACGUAUAUUAAAUUCUCAAACAGAGUUCCACUUAAUGCAAUACAAAGAGGUAGCUAAUAGACUGCAAGGGGAUGUUCAGUCGGACGUGCACAGCCGCAGUACAUCACAAUCAAAGACGGCACCUGUCGGAAUCGUGCGCCAUGUAGUAGACACACAAGCGACACAGGCUCUCGCAAAGCCAGCACACAAGCUACAACUCCAGCGCCCAGAGUUACUUUGCGCGAUGCACUGGUACGACUCGACGGAUGGCUACCCGGACCCUGCGUCACCUGCUGCCGUCGAUAUUCGAACCUGGUGCCUGGCAGGACUCGAAACAACAGACAGUGUCUUCCUCACCACUGCAGCGAGAGAGCAGGCACGGGAAGCAAAGCUUCUGGUUGCUAAUCUGAGGUGCGUUGCCGCUGCUGGUUUCCUUGCACCGGACGCGUUCCUAUCCCAGGAUAGACACCUGCGCCCUGGAGACACACCCUGCUCGAGUGACGGUUGAAGGGAUGUUGAGGUAUGGGACCGGCACAGAAACGGCCGCUUCUCCCUGCAGAGGAUACUUGACACAGGUUCGCGAAGCCCAGGGCAAGCUGUGGGAGGCAGUCAGAUACGAUUGAGUUGAAGAAUCAAGGCAAAUUAACUCGUUUACUGCUCAG